Molecule: messenger RNA, 2307 nt
Organism: Coniosporium apollinis CBS 100218
Lineage: Eukaryota; Fungi; Ascomycota; Dothideomycetes
Exons: 9
Coding region: 1-2307 (768 amino acids)
Molecular function (GO): ATP binding; acireductone dioxygenase [iron(II)-requiring] activity; ATP hydrolysis activity
Source: RefSeq, a predicted model, not a curated record
AUGGAGCCGCAUGCUGGACACAACGAGUAUAAUGAAGCACAACACGUCGAUGUGUUGCAUGAGGAUACGUUAGCGUGCGCUUCCGCUUCCGAUCCCAAGUCCGCCUUGUCGACUCCAACCGAGAAUGAUGAGUCCUCCCCUGUCCAACAGCUGCCUUGGCUGGAAGCCGCACUUUCACGCGAAGACUCUGGACCUCAAGACACGGACGAAAACAACUCGGCUUCUACUUCAAAAGGCUCUAUCUGUGCUGCCAAGGACCUCUAUGAGGGACCAGCGAAAUGUAGAUGCUGUAUCAAUUGGGUAGAGCAAUACCCGGACGACCUGAGAGAGUCGGUCGAAGAACAACCAGAAACCAAUAAAUACGCUCUCCUUGUACGUCAUGCAAAAUGUCACGAUGGGCCAAGACCGAUGAAGCUGGACUCGAUUGUCAUCCAGAGCCCUCAGCUAAGACCAGUCCUGGAGGCUAUCUUUGAGGGUUACGGCGGGGUGACGGCAAAUCUGAAGUAUCUGAAGUUUUACUCGCCGUUCAAAGAAUUUUUCUAUCGAUGGGAACAGCUUGAGAGGGCCGCCGAUGGCAAUAACGACGCGGUAACAUCAUCCCACAUACAGCUUCUCCGAAUGGUUCUCAAAGCAGAGCUCGACCAGACCAUUACCGCCUGGCAAGACUUGUCAAGGAACAAAGUUGUUACUUUUGACUAUCUAUGGACACUUUUCGUUCCAGGGGGUAUGAUCUACGCGCCUCGUGAUGGCCAUGACUGUUUAAUGGAAGUUGAGCGUUCAAACGUCGUUGAAGACAUUUUCAGCAGGAGAGGAUAUGAGGUUGCUAGUCGAAUUAUCAUUGACGCGAAGGCUGGUUUCGAGAUGAAGCCGGACUUGGAAGUGGAUCUCGAGCCCCUGGAAGGUUCUGAUGAUUGCAGGUCUGAACAAAAUAGCGACGACCAUUACCCAUGUUCGAACAGUGAUACGACGCAGAAUGCCGAGAACUCUUUGACUGAAGAGCAGCUCAUGAUGUGUAGCCAUCUCGUCUACGGUUACUGUUUGAAAACCAAACAUUGGGCGGCCUUCUUUGUCGACAAUGUACACGAGAUCUCCUGGAAUGACAAAGCCUUCGAGAGUCUCAUUCUGGUUCAUGAUUACAAAGAGCUGAUCCGUGCCCUUGUCGACAACCAACUCAAUCAACAUGCAAGGAUUGACGAUGUUAUCGAAGGGAAAGGAAGAGGUAUCAUCAUGCUCCUCGAGGGACCCCCUGGUGUCGGCAAAACCCUCACUGCGGAAUCUGUUGCGGAACAUAUGAAGGCACCUCUUUAUUCCAUCAACGCGGGACAGAUCAGUGACGACAUGACUGGCAUGGAGGAGAGGCUCCACGAAAUAUUCCAGAUCGCGAAAAGAUGGCGUGCGGUCUUGCUUCUCGAUGAAAGUGACGUGUUCCUUCAGGAGCGGACGAACAAUAACAUAGAAGGGAACCGAGUCGUUUCAGUCUUCCUGCGAUUGCUCGAAUACUACGAAGGCGUUCUCUUUCUGACCACGAAUCGAGUUACCAGCAUGGAUGCUGCAUUCCUAUCUCGUAUUCACCUCACGCUACACUUCCCGGACCUUGAUGUUCCGUCACGCAAACACGUUUGGAGCAACUUCCUCCACCUCGUGCCUCACGGUCACGGACUGAGCGAGCGUGAUGUUUCACGUCUGGCCGAGAUUAAUAUAAACGGGCGGGAAAUCAAGAAUCUGAUCAAGACAGCCGAAUUGCUUGCGCUUAGUCACAACAAGAAGCUGACGCUCGAGCACGUUCAAACAGUCUUGCGGGGCGACCAGCGCGCGCCCCACGACUCCGGCCGCGAAGUCACCCCAGACCAGCUACCCAAGCUCGGCAUCCUGCACUACAACUACCCCGACGUGUCCGCCGUGAACGCGCUGGCCUCAGAGCGGGGCUACAAGAACAGAGAUGAGAUCACGAUUUCGCCUGCGACGAUGGGCGACGUCUACGAGGAGAAGGUGAAGAGCUUCUUCCACGAGCAUCUGCACGAGGACGAGGAGAUACGGUAUAUACUGGAUGGGGGCGGGUUUUUUGAUGUUAGGGGCAAGGAGGACGAUUGGGUUAGGAUUCAGCUCGAGAAGCAUGAUUUGAUGAUUAUGCCGGCGGGGAUAUAUCAUCGGUUUACGACGGAUGAGAAGAAUUACACAAAGGCCAUGCGCUUAUUCAAGGACGAGCCGAAAUGGACGCCGCUUAAUCGUGGCGAGGAGACGGAUGAGAAUCGCUAUCGGAGGGAAUAUUUGCAGACUAGAGAUAGCAGUGGCGUAGAGGCUCACUAG